Molecule: messenger RNA, 468 nt
Organism: Quercus lobata
Lineage: Eukaryota; Viridiplantae; Streptophyta; Magnoliopsida; Fagales; Fagaceae
Exons: 1
Coding region: 1-468 (155 amino acids)
Source: RefSeq, a predicted model, not a curated record
AUGGAAACAACUUCUUUACUUUCCUCAGUACUUCCUAUUCAGCCAAUUCCCUUUAGCAAAUCAGAAUGUAAGAGUGUGAGAUUCUUGCAUGGGAGAGGAUCAAGUUUAGCCAUGGUUUUUGCUGCUAGAAGAGACUCGUACGAGCCUGCAGAUUAUAAUGGAGGAUGCUUGGUCGAUGAAAGUAUGAUCAUUUUGAGGAAACGCAUACAUGAGAUGAAGAUGAUUGAAAGGAACUACGAACCUCCAGAGGAUUGGAUGGAGUGGGAGAAGCAGUAUUACACAUGUUAUGAUGAAUAUAUUUGUACACUAGUGGGGUUAUUGCAAUCACAUUUGAUGAACACAAGGCCUAGCUUGGCUCUUGGGAUGCUUGCACUCAUCACGAUGAGUGUUCCGGUGUCGACGGUCAUGGUUGUGCAUCAUUUCAUGGAGGUGGCCAAUGGUGUCUUCUCUGCCAUUCAUCUUGGUUGA